Molecule: messenger RNA, 648 nt
Organism: Exophiala aquamarina CBS 119918
Lineage: Eukaryota; Fungi; Ascomycota; Eurotiomycetes; Chaetothyriales; Herpotrichiellaceae
Exons: 1
Coding region: 1-648 (215 amino acids)
Source: RefSeq, a predicted model, not a curated record
AUGGUCGAGGUGAAGAAAUACUAUCUGCCUCCAACGCCGCUGAUACCCAAUUCACCACGCGCCUUGAUUCACUACCCGGGUAUCCUAGCCGGUGAAUCGGAGUGUGUCCCGGCGAAGAUCUACGACUUAUUCCUGAAGAACGGGUGGGAGACACAGUGGAUUUUUCGAUAUGGCUCAACCCAGGAUUCUCACUAUCAUUCUGGUGUGCAUGAAUGCAUGGCCGUGCUGUCAGGAUCUGCAACGAUCCGGUUCGGCGUUGCGGAUACCGUUUCCGAUCUAGAGGAGAGCACACAUGGCUCCGGCAAGGAGGAAGGUGGCGUUGAAUUGCAAGCGCAUGCGGGAGAUGUCUUUAUCCUCCCGGCAGGUACUGCGCAUAAGACCUUCGAUACGAGCCCAAGUGCUGAAUUUAAGUUGCUGACCCCGGGAGAUGGACACAGGGUUGCCGCUGAGGAUGUAAGACGUACUCUAGACACUAUCCAACUUUCAGGCUUUACCAUGAUUGGUGCCUACCCCAGGGAUGGUGGCGUUUGGGAUUUUGCGAAGGGCGGAGAGAGCGCAGGAGAUUAUCAGAAGGUGUGGGACGUUCCUAAACCAGAGAACGACCCCGUGUUGGGAAAGGCAGAGGACGGUAUCCAUGGACUGUGGUAG